Monoraphidium neglectum is the source of this 204-nucleotide messenger RNA. RefSeq lists its product as hypothetical. Lineage: Eukaryota; Viridiplantae; Chlorophyta; Chlorophyceae; Sphaeropleales; Selenastraceae. The record is from RefSeq and is a predicted model, not a curated record. Gene Ontology annotation, molecular function: ATP binding. Bases 1 to 204 code for a protein of 67 amino acids. The transcript has 2 exons.
AUGAAGGCCCUGGGGGUGUGGGAGCCCCUGGCCGUGAAGGAGCAGACCAUCAAGACCGCCGUGGAGAGCGCCACAAUGCUGCUGCGCAUCGACGACAUCGUCAGCGGGAUAGCCAAGAAGGGCGCGCCGGGCGGCGGCGGCGGCGGCGGCGCGCAGGUGGACGACGGCGGCGACGUGGACCCCGAGGCGAUGCUGCCAGAGUGA